This is a messenger RNA of Symbiodinium sp. CCMP2456, 981 nucleotides long. The record is from the annotation of a GenBank genome assembly. NCBI's taxonomy places the organism in Eukaryota, Dinophyceae, Suessiales, Symbiodiniaceae.
AUGGCGAACAAGGUGGAGGCAAACAUUGCAUCUACGGAGGAGGGCUCGAGCUCCAGCUCCGGCACCGAUGCCAGCGUGCUACAGCCUGUCCUGAGUUUGCUGGAAGGCGUCACGCAGAGGCUGGAGGACUUCGAGCGACGCUUGGAGAAGGUUGAUGAUUCCAAUUGUCGGAUCGAGGCCAUGGCGAACAAAGUGGAGGCAAACAUUGCAUCCACAGAGGAAGCCUGGGCAGCUCGAUGCGAGCAGUUGCAGGCCGCGAAUAUCGUGGCUUUUCAGCGCAUCGAAAAGAUCGAUGCCCAGCUGGCACUGCUCCUCGAACGGCCUGGAGCCAGCGUCGCGGUUCACUGCCCGCGCGGAUCACACUGCCAGGCCGCGGUCCAGACAGACUCGGAGGAGAAGGAUCUGCGCGAGACGGUGGAGAAGCAGGAGUUGCAGCUGCAGCUCGCCGCAGGCGACAAGCAGAUCUUGAAGGAUGAGUAUGAGGAGUUCCGAAGAAUUGCCUUCGACGCGAUUGCGGAGAAGAACGGCUACAAGGCAGAUCUCCGAGCCGCGCAGAGGCACAUCAGGCUCAUUGGCUUCCUGAAGGAAGUGCAGGAGAAUCAGGACCCAGGGCAAGCCAGCGAGGCGAUGCCCGAGGACUGUCCUCAGCAGGAUCAGCAAGAGCCACAGCGACCACAGCGUGCAAGCGGGCCUGGCGGGCUGUGGCUGUACCGUGAAGAGGAGAAGAAACACCUGAUGCGGCUGCGCGAAGCCGAGCGCGAAGAGGAGCAUCGACUGCUGGAAGAGGUGCAUCGCCCAGCUGGGGAGGACCUCGUCGUAGCCUACAAGGCCCACUUCGGGAAACGUCCCAAGCCAGAUCAGCUGAAGAAUUGGGUCAACAACAGCCGCGGGCAGGCGAUCUCAUGGGCGGAGGCCAAGCGCCUGAUAGCCUCCUCCACCAUGCAAGCGAAGCAAGCAAAGCAAGCGAAGCGAGCGAAGUGA